Molecule: messenger RNA, 6372 nt
Organism: Myxocyprinus asiaticus (Chinese sucker)
Lineage: Eukaryota; Metazoa; Chordata; Actinopteri; Cypriniformes; Catostomidae
Product: VPS10 domain-containing receptor SorCS1-like
Exons: 27
Coding region: 850-4596 (1248 amino acids)
Biological process (GO): post-Golgi vesicle-mediated transport
Cellular component (GO): Golgi apparatus; membrane
Molecular function (GO): protein binding
Source: RefSeq, a predicted model, not a curated record
GUGAUGGCAAAUCACUAUAUUGAAUAUAUUAUAUUGUGUGUUCCUUUGAGUUAGUUUGUUGCCUUGGAACUGAAGCGCAAUUAGACACACACACACACACACACACACACACACACACACACACACACACACACGCACGCACACACGCACACACACACAAACUGAUUGAUGCGCAACAGAUUCAUUUGCAAUUCGUUCAUCGAUUCAAAGGAUGGUGUGGAGAAUUUGAAUGGUCCCGAGACGUGCAAGAACAUAAAAAUAAUCUCGAGUUUAAAUUUUUAGAAAAAAUACUUAUCUCCGUUUCUAGUCUGGGGGGAAAUAUGCAGUUUUUAUAAAGGGAAUUCUAUUAGUAUCAUUCAACCUCAUCCAGACACACAUAAUGCGUAUCUCUCUGGCUAUUAACAGCAGAUACCCCUUAGAAAAUGUACUCAAGCUCUGAGCGACAUUAAUUUAAAGUGAAAAGUUCAGGGCGCAGAGACGUUUCUUUUCUCUAUCACUGAGAAGCAAUGCAACAAAAUCAUGUCCUUUAUUUUAAUGUAAAAAUGCACUGAUGGAAAAAAUAAAUAAAUGUCAAAGGUAAUAAUAAUAAUAAUAAAAUGUAUGAAUGUUGUGGCUCUAGAAAGAAUCGUCUCUUUAUGGUCUUGCUCUCCUCUGUGAUCCCCGAGCUCCUCCCCUUCGUGCGUGGAGAGCUUCAUUUGAUCAGAUCAUUCAACUUGGAGCGCUUCGCUGAAUCGCACUUUUCCCACAACUGUGGCUGCGCUGCAACUUAUACGAGGACUUCUUUUUCCCAUCAAUAACUAACGAGAGGAAAAGGGCAAGCAGGCGGACUGUAUCCUGUUAGUAUCCGCGAUGGAGAGCGGAAUCAGAUAUUGCCGAGUUAAUGUCAGUGCGUUCUGCACCCUGAUUGUGGUACUUCUAUUGCUCGCUUGGGUUCCUGUGACCAAAACAGCGAUAACUUGCAAAUCAUGUCAGCUGCUGGAUAAGUGGAGUGGCCGGGAAUUACUGGUGAGGAUGGACGGCGGUGUUCAUUCCGCAACAGGGUACGUGGGUAAAGUUGCUGACAAAAAUGGAGACGGGUCAACGGAGCUGUUUAAUUCUGAUGGUGCUGAAACUGGGCAGCGCGACUGGAGCGCGAGUGGGAAAAACACUCAUUCCGUGCAAAAAGGGAAUACCGACAAGGUAGCCGGUGGCAAAAUGCCACUCCAUAAUAAAUGGGAGUCAUUGCGCAGUAAUGGCAAAGUUUCACACCCAAAACGGCCAGGUUCAGCCACUGUAGAUCUCAAGCACCGAGUGCGUAGAAGCGCCCAGGGACCCGUUAUGUCACCCGGCUCGCUCCAGAGUGAGCGCUCUCAGCCAGCUUUUGGAAACGGCACCGUGCGCGCUGCGCGUCGAGUCCCGCGCUCCGAGUUGAGGUGGAACAGGGAAGAGCAGAGAACGGCCACAUCACGGCAGGAAGAGCUGAAACUUACCAGCUCUACCUUUGCACUGACAGGGGAUUCAGCUCACAACCAAGCCAUGGUGCACUGGUCCGGUCAAAACAGCAGCGUGAUCCUCAUGUUGACCAAACUGUAUGACUUCAACCUGGGCAGUGUCACUGAGAGCUCCUUAUGGAGGUCGACAGACUACGGAACUACUUAUGAGAAACUCAAUGAGAAGGUGGGUGUGAAAACCAUCCUCAGCUAUCUGUACGUCAGCCCCAACAACAAGCGAAAGAUCAUGUUGUUGACAGAUCCAGAAGUGGAAAGCAGUUUACUCAUCAGCUCGGAUGAAGGCGCCACCUAUCAAAAAUAUCGCCUCAACUUCUACAUCCUGAGCCUGUUGUUUCAUCCAGAGCAGGAAGACUGGAUCCUUGCUUACAGCCAUGACCAGAAGCUAUACAGCUCUGUUGAGUUUGGCCGUCGCUGGCAGCUCGUUCAUGAGCGGGUGGCGCCAAAUCGAUUUUACUGGUCGAAAACGGGCCUUGAUAAAGAGCCUGGCCUGAUUCACCUUGAGACCAGCAUCUCGGAAACCCAGGCUCUUUAUGUCACAUGCAAACUUCAGAACUGCACAGAUGCUAACAAGGGCAAACCGUUUCCUGGAUUCAUUGACCCCAACUCCCUAGUGGUCCAAGAUGAGUAUGUGUUUGUCCAGGUGUCAACUGGUGGUCGGCCAAUCUACUAUGUGUCAUCCAGACGAGAUGUGUUUACACCCAUGAAGCUUCCCAAAUACACCCUUCCAAAGGAUCUGCAUGUGAUCAGUACAGAUGAGAACCGGGUGGUGGCAGCAGUUCAAGAGUGGAACCAGAACGACACUUAUAACCUGUAUGUGUCCGAGCCCGGAGGAAUUUACUACAUACUGGCUUUGGAGAACGUUAUGAGCAGUAUGGGUCCAGAGGGAAAUGUCAUGAUAGAUCUAUAUGAGGUGGCAGGGAUAAAAGGCAUGUUCCUGGCCAAUAAGAAGCUAAAUAAUGAGGUGAAGACAUAUAUAACCUAUAACAAAGGCAGAGACUGGAGGCUUCUUCAGGCUCCCUCAAGUGAUCUCAGAGGGAAUAGCAUCCAUUGCAUUCUGCCGUACUGCUCCCUGCAUCUUCACCUGCACGUAUCAGCUAACCCCUACACUUCUGGAAAUAUAGCCAGCAGAGAGUCGGCCCCUGGAAUCAUAGUAGCUUCAGGUUCAAUAGGCGCUGAGUUAACGAGCAGUAACGUUAGCAUGCUCAUCACAUCCGACGCUGGAAACACAUGGCGGCAGAUAUUUGACGAAGAGUACAGUGUGCUGUAUCUGGACCAGGGUGGGGCUUUAGUGGCUAUCAGACACACCCCUCUUCCUAUCAGGCACCUCUGGUUGAGUUUUGAUGAGGGGAGGGUCUGGAACAAAUACAGUUUCACUUCAUCACCCCUGUUCGUAGACGGAGUGUUGGGUGAACCAGGGGAGGAGACGCUUAUUAUGACGAUCUUCGGUCAUGUCAGUCACCGCUCAGAAUGGCAGCUGGUAAAGAUAGACUUCAGGUCUAUCUUUAACAGAAGAUGCAUGGAGCCUGACUAUGUGCAGUGGAUUUUACAUGACCAGGGAGAACGCUGCCUCAUGGGGGUAAAACGAGUCUAUCGAAAGCUGAAGCCCAUAGCAAGAUGUGUUAUGGGUAAAACCCACUCUGUCACGAUGAUUUCACAACCCUGUGACUGCACUGAAUCGGAUUUUGAGUGUGAUUAUGGUUUUGAGAGAAGGACUGAUAGCAAAUGUACUCCAGCAUUCUGGUUCCGUCCUUCGUCUAUGUCUCGGAGCUGUGCCACAGAACACACUUUCCUCAACAGCACUGGGUAUAGAAAGGUGGUGUCUAAUAACUGCACCGGCGGCGUGAUGGAGCAGUACAUGGCCCGUAGGCAAGUGUGCCCUAGCCAGGCUCCCCACGGCCUUCACCUAGUGACCAGCGAAGGGAAGCUUAUCGCUUCUCUUGCUAGCAACGUCACCUUCCUUGUGUUCCUGGAGGAGGGAGAUGGAUCAAGAACCAGCAUCAAGGUGGAUUUUGGAGACGGAAACGCCUUCACCUACUCCAACGUGAGCUCUUUAGAGGAUGGAAUUAAACACAUCUACAAGAACGUGGGAAUCUACCGAGUGUCAGCCACAGCAGAGAACAGUCUGGGCUCUGAAACUGUGCUCCUCUUCCUACACAUUACAUGUCAGUUGGAGUCUAUUCACCUCUCUGCCCCAUUUGUGGUGGUGAAAAAUAAAGAAGUAAAUUUGACUGUGGUUCUCUGGCCAAGCCAAGUUGGAACAGUCACCUAUAUCUGGUGGUUUGGAAACAAUUCUGAGCCUGUGAUCACGCUCGAGGGGAGUGUGGCAUUCACGUUCUCUCAAGAGGGAAUCAGUGUUGUCACUGUACAGGUGUCCGCUGGGAACACCAUUCUGCAAGACAGGAAAACCAUCGCUGUCCACGAAUACUUCAGAUCUCAUCUUCUUGCCUUUUCGUCCAAUUUGGAUGAUCACAACCCUGAUGUGGCCGAAUGGAGACUGGAUGUCAGUCGAGUCAUUAAAACCUCUAUGGUGCAGGCAACAGGAGUGAGUCCAGAACAGCUGUUGGUCACUGUUCUGCCCGGUCUGCCCACAGUGGCUGAGUUCUUCCUCUUACCAGACAAACAGCUGACAGAGGGAAAGCUAGACAAAACAGCUACCCAUUUAGACCAGCUCUCAGAACUGGUGCUCAGUGCUCUGAAUCAGAAUCUGGUUCAGUUCACACUUAGACCUGGAGUCCAGAUCACAGUAUAUGCUGCCCACUUAUCAGCAGCGCCUCUAGUGGACACAAGUGAGAACCACAGUGGCUCAGCUAUGCUCAUGCUCCUCUCUGUGGUUGUGGUGGGUUUAGCUGUGUUCCUCAUCUAUAAAUUCAAAAGGAAGAUCCCAGGCCUCAACAUCUAUGCAACGAUGCAGGACGAAAAAGAACAAGAAAUGAUCCAGAGUCCAGUGUCUCCCGCAGGCAGCACACCCAGCUGCAGUUCUCAAAGAGAGCUGCUCACUUCACUGGAACCUCUGGACACAGAGCCCAAUACUCAGACCAUCGAAUGCAUCAAACCUCAUCCACGUGUCAAAUUCUCAUCGGAUCUUCCUACAUUCAUUGACGUUUGAACUCUGGACUCCGUCAUGUCGAGGACUUGCGGACACAAAGGUUUCAAGCUUUAUUCAGUACUUGUGCAUGUUGGACAUUAACUUUACUGUGCUCUGUGAAUACUAGAACAAACUUUGUACAGGUUUUUAUAAUGUCUGUAUAUUCAAUACGAGAACUCUUUUUGAAGCUGUUCAUUUAUAAAGAUUGCCAGUGUGUACAGAGUUAGAGGGAAAGGCCAGCAUGUCCAAGAGUGGAAACUGUUCCAAAAGUGAAAAGUGUCUUUUUUAUUUCUAACAGUGGUUGUACCGUUUUUAUGAGAGUAAAAUAUGGAUGUGUGACAUUUUAGGAGUGUUUUAAUAUCAAACUGCAUUUAUUAAUAAAUUAUUAAUGAUUAUUGUAAAAUAAAAUACAAAAACACCUUUAUUUUGUAAAACUACAGUGGGGUUAAAAAGUCCACUUGUGAAUUUGUGUGUUCAUGCCAGCUCGAGUGCAUGCUGUCAUUACAGCAAAAAUGGGGACAUACCAAAUACAAAGACAUUCUGAAAUACAUUUUUCAUGUAACUUUUACUCAAAUAGUUAUACUGACAAUAUAAUUUGUAUUUAAAUAAUGCAAAACAGAUACUUUUUCACAAGUGAAACCCACUGUAAAUUUUGCACAUCUGUACUUUACAUGUACCACUUUGUUUCAUGCCUUUAUUCUUGAAACAGGGUUUAUGUCCAAACUUGUACAUCUUGUUUUGUUUCUCUACAAUAUCUGAGUACCGUAAUUUGUUUUUCUUGAUCAAAUAAAUUAUUUUUGCAUUGCUAUUUAGAAAUAACUUUGUUGGUUUACAGAUACAGAUCAAUUUGUAUCAAGACAUGCUUUUUAAACAUCUAGUAAGAUGUUCCUGAGACAUGAUGGCAAAGAAAAUAAUAAGUUAUAUUAAGAUUAAUAUUAUAUUAAUGGUAACACUUUACAAUAAGGUUGUAUUCGUUAACAUUAAUGCCAUAGGUAACAUGAAAUAACAAUGAACAAUGUUUACUGCAUUUAUUAAUCAUGGUUAAUGUUAAUUUAUAUGUAUACUAAUAUAUAUUUUAUUUAUUUUUUUUCACUAAAAUGUGUAUACAUUAAUGGAAUAUGAAUCAACAUGAACAAACAAUGACACAAUAGUACUUUGAUAAAUACAAUUUUUCCAAGAUUAAUAAAUGCUGUAAAAAAAAUAAAUAAAGAAAGAAAAAAAAAUAUAUAUAUAUAUAUAUAUUGUUCAUUUAAGUGAAUAAUACCUAAUGCAUUAACUAGUGUUAUUGUACCAAGUGUUCAGGGUCAGAAAUUAAAGGAAUAUUCCGGGAUCAAUACAAGUUAACCUUAAUCGACAGCAUUUGUGGCGUAAUGUUGAUUACCACGAAAAAAUAAUUGACUAGUCCCUCCUUUUCUUAAAAAAAAAAAAAAAAAAAAAGGAAAAAUGGAGGUUACAGUGAGGCACAAUGGAAGUGGAUGGGACCAAUUUUUGGAGGGUUUAAAGGCAGAAAUGUGAAGCUUAUAAUUUGAUAAAAGCACUUACAUUAAUUCAAGUAUUAUUUGAGCUGUAAAGUUGUUUAAAUAGUUGUUUUUUAGGGUUUUAGGGUUUGUUGACAUUACACAGAAGUUGUAAAAUUGGUUAUAACUUUACACAGAAAAGGUUAGUAAGUGAUUUUAUCAGUUUACAGGCAUAUUGUUUAUGUCUUGUUGCUAUACUUUUGAAACAGUGAGUAUUUUAAUGUUAAACAAUUGGCCCCCAUUCACUUCCAUUGUAAAUGCCUCACUUGAAUCCAGGUUU